AUGAUAUCAACUUAUAUUCAAAAUAAUCCAUUGUUAUCACUAGCUGAAGCUCGACAAUAUUCAAAUCAACUCAUAUUUGAAUACAAUUCUUCACAUGAUGAUACUAUUGAUAUUUCACCUCAAACAAUAGCAAAGCUAUACUACGAGAUCAGGCCUAAAAUCAAACUAAGCGAAAAUGAAUUAAUUAAGAAGUUAUUAGAAAAGUAUAACAGCACAGAUUAUUAUAUAACCCAAUAUUACUCAAGUUCAGAUGAUACUAACUAUUAUUUCUUCGGGUUGCCAGCUUUUAUAAAAAGAGCUAAAACUUGCAACCAUCUUUUCAUAGAUGGAACAUUUCGUAUCGUUCCAAUUAAGUUAGCAAAUGGGCAGCUCUUAAAUCUUUUAGUAUACGAUGAAGCUACAAAUUUAUAUUUACCUUUCCUUCAUGUACUAAUGACAGGAAGAUCAUCACUUAACUAUGAUACAGUUUUUAAUUUAAUGAUCACAUGUCCUCUUAUUAGUAUAUCAUUGGGAAAAUAUAAAAUCAUUACAUCAGAUUUUGAGAAUGCAUUAAUGAAAUCAAUCAAAUCUAAAGUCAAUGAUGAAACUACAGUCACUGGUUGUAUAUUUCAUUAUAUAGCAGCUCUUGUUAAAAAUUUCAAAAAGUUAUGUGAUGAAAACGAUGUUUGCGCAAAAUCACUUUUAAAACUAUUAUGUGCAUGUCCUUUUGUUCCAAUAGAAGUUUUUGAAAUAAUUUGCAAAAAAUUAGAUGCGAUUAAAGAAAUAAAUGAUUUUGCAAAAUAUUUCUUAAAUACAUGGGGUAAAAAGUAUGAUGUAAUUAACAAGCUGAAAGUAUCUGAUAUGAUCUUUUCCAAUAAUGGAGUUGA
Molecule: messenger RNA, 866 nt
Organism: Trichomonas vaginalis G3
Lineage: Eukaryota; Parabasalia; Trichomonadida; Trichomonadidae
Exons: 1
Source: RefSeq, a predicted model, not a curated record